UGAUGACACAGCGAUGGUUCGCAUAAAGAAUAGGUAUAUAGCGGUGCAGAUUGUGCCCUACACGCCAACACAAUCUCUGCGACUCAACGACCACAGCCUGACCAAGAUCCUGCUUCAGAAUGUGGAGAAGUAUUACGGAGUCUAUGGCCUCGCCGUGAUCGAGCAGGGAUUUCGAGUGAAAUACAUCAACGAUCGCACGAAAAUGGCAAUCAUACGCUGUCUCCAUCGAGGCCAACGCUUCGUGUCCAGCGUAUUGCCAUUGAUUACUUUGAUCGGAGAUGUACGGGCCAAGUUUAGGACGCUGUACAUUGGUGCCACCAUCAUCCAAUGCAACAAGUUCAUAGUCAAGCACCAAAAACAGUUCCUGGACCGCACCAUGGGUCAGAUAACCUCCGCCAAGGAGCGCCAGGAUCUCUUCAAGCGCGUAAUGGAGUUCGACAUGGACAGAUAGCACAUAGUUUGUUUAGAAUGUAAUUAAGUAAUUAUAUUUAAUGGUUUUCUUAUAGAAAACCCAUGCUUCCAAUUCAACU
Molecule: messenger RNA, 530 nt
Organism: Drosophila melanogaster (fruit fly)
Lineage: Eukaryota; Metazoa; Arthropoda; Insecta; Diptera; Drosophilidae
Gene: Pop5
Product: POP5 ribonuclease P/MRP subunit
Exons: 3
Coding region: 14-451 (145 amino acids)
Biological process (GO): tRNA processing; tRNA 5'-leader removal
Cellular component (GO): nucleolus; ribonucleoprotein complex; ribonuclease P complex
Molecular function (GO): ribonuclease P RNA binding
Source: RefSeq, marked reviewed